CGUUCAAAUGUGUUCCCGUGUGCUCGUUCAGGUUUUCAGCACAGAGAGACCAGUCAGCGGACGACUUACUGACUCGUUCAAAUCUAGUUUGCUAGCUAGCUAUUAGGAUUUCCUCUGGUCAGUGACUUCCCUGGCAACGUUAGCUAGCUAAAAAUGUCAAAGUUGGAGCAGAUCUUGGUUCUCGACCCCCCCGCUGAUCUCAGGUUCAAAGGUCCCUUCACAGAUGUAGUCACCACAAACCUGAAGCUGAAGAACCCAUCUGAUAGAAGAGUCUGUUUCAAAGUAAAGACAACCGCACCCAGGAGGUACUGUGUCCGGCCCAACAGCGGCAUCAUCGACGCUGGCUCUACGGUCACCAUCUCUGUGAUGCUGCAGCCAUUCGACUAUGACCCCAAUGAGAAAAGUAAACACAAGUUCAUGGUCCAGAGCAUCUUCGCUCCUCCUAAUGUGGCCGAGAUGGAUGCCAUGUGGAAAGAUGCUAAACCCGAUGAUCUCAUGGAUUCCAAGCUGAGAUGUGUCUUCGACCUGCCUUCAGAAAACAAAGUGAAUGACGUGGACACGAUCAGCAGGGCGCCGGCGCCUGUGCAGAACUCCUCCAAGAUGGCAGAUGUCCCCGUGGCAACGGUGAAGACGGUUAGCGCUUCGAUGGACGACUCUGAGAUGAAGAAACUAAUGGAGGAGUGCAAAAGGCUCCAGGCUGAGAUGAGCAAGCUGACAGAUGAGAACAGACAACUCAAGGAAGACGGCGUGAGAAUGAGAAGGGCUGCCCAGCGCUCCGACCACCCGACAUCAAACCAGACGGGUCCCUCCUCCAUGAUGCAACAGACCCCCUCUCUGCCCUCCCUCCUCGUCGUCAUAGCAGCCAUCUUCAUCGGAUUCUUCAUCGGGAAGUUCAUCUUGUAAACUGGGUCUGGCUCUGAAAUGGCGCCUCAUUCCCCACGCGGGUCACCGCUCGCGCCCCCGAACCGUCGGGACGGUGCCCCGCGGAGGGGGUGGGGGACUAGGCGCCAUUUCUGACGCCGCGCCCGGGGGGAGAUGCCGCCCCCGACGUAUCCCAUGACAACCCCUCGGCUCCGGAAUCAACUGGCCUGGAUGGAAGAGGGACUAACCGGGAGGAGUGGACGAUGAAGAAGUCUUCCUGUGGACAUGUCACUGGCAGUACCGCGGUGCCCAUCGUGGUCUGUCUUUGCGGCCGGCCGUGUGCUGCCCUUUAACCGCCUCUCGCACACGGUUAGUUCACGCGGAGGACACGCCAAAUGAAAGGGAGAAGGAUGGAUGAUGUAUGGACAGACAGGUUUGUGAUAACACUCAGGCACCAUGCGGGUUGGUCCUGAAUGCCGCCCUAUUCCCUCCAGGGUUCUCUACUUCAGACGAGCCUCUGCAGGCUCCGGUUGAAUGUAGGGCACUGUAUAGAAUAGGCCGUCAUCUGGGCCCCCGAACCCCUUCCCCUCCUGGGGCCGUGAGCCUGAAGUGGUGGAAUAAACGGUUCAGGUUUCUCUCUCUCGGUUGUUUUAAUAGGAGUUGAAUGGAAUGUUAAGUGUCUUGUAAAUGUUAUUUUAAUCCUUUUAAGAUAAAAGGAGCGAAGUACUUCUUCCAUUGUUGAACACCGACGCCUCACUACCUGUUGCAGAAUCGCCUCGGAAACGGGCUGCCUCCCCAACCACUCCCUAUCCGCCCCAUGAUGGACUACCUAACCAGAGCCGACGUAGAACGCUGUGUAGGGGAUAGGGGGGCGUUUGGGAGACGCCCGUAGACCUCUUUUGUUUGAUUUUUCUCUCUUUUUCUCUGGGGAAUGUUUCAGGUCCAUCACGAGGUGACUCCUUCCCUUGCUCUCCUCUUCCUUCCUUCCUUGUAUAUUUCUGUCCUGGUCCUUUCCUUGACAAAACCAAUGCAGACUUUAUAUAUUAUUAAUAUUAUAUUAUUUUGUUCUUCUGAAUAUAAAUCAUAUCCCCCUUCUAAGGAAAAUGUUGACUGAAAAAAUGGUCUCCGUUCUUACGACCCUGUCCCACCCAUGGUAUCAAACAUUGAAGAAAUAAAAGUGAAAACUGUGGUUUUUGACAGUG
Messenger RNA from Esox lucius (northern pike), 2063 nucleotides. RefSeq names its product vesicle-associated membrane protein-associated protein A. Bases 154 to 903 code for a protein of 249 amino acids. Gene Ontology annotation, biological process: neuron projection development. Lineage: Eukaryota; Metazoa; Chordata; Actinopteri; Esociformes; Esocidae. The record is from RefSeq and is a predicted model, not a curated record. Gene Ontology annotation, molecular function: FFAT motif binding. Gene Ontology annotation, cellular component: endoplasmic reticulum membrane; plasma membrane. The transcript is spliced from 6 exons.